AUGCAGACUACGCCAAAUCAGGAGGACCUGCGUGGUAAAUGGACUGAUAAGAUCGUCAUGAUCACGGGCACCUCGGCGGGCAUUGGAGUCGAGACUGCUCGUACCAUCGCCACUACCGGAGCUAGGAUAUAUCUCCCCGUUCGCAGCCCUAGCAAGAUCCAGGAAGCUCUGCGUGAUCUCAUCGAAACUGGUCAGGUCACGCUGCUUGAACUGGAUCUCAACUCCCUUGAUAGCGUACGCAAGGCCGCCGCCACAUUCUUGAGCAUGGAAAAAGCAGCUACCGCGAAGGACCUCGAAGGUAGAGGCGGGUUGUAUCUGGAAAAUCUAGCUCCCUCUGAGCCUGCCAAGCUUGAUGCUAUCGCAGAGAAGCCAGGCUACGCUCCUUGGGCUUUUGACGAGGAAAAUGAAAAGAAGCUAUGGGAUCUGUCCUUGCAGCUGGUUGGCCUAGCUUAG
Fusarium vanettenii 77-13-4 is the source of this 453-nucleotide messenger RNA. RefSeq lists its product as uncharacterized. The record is from RefSeq and is a predicted model, not a curated record. Bases 1 to 453 code for a protein of 150 amino acids. Lineage: Eukaryota; Fungi; Ascomycota; Sordariomycetes; Hypocreales; Nectriaceae. The transcript has 2 exons.